CUGCGGGUGGAAACCGUGCCCGACCGGGAACUGGUAACCAUCGUUGAGGUUCUGUCGCCUACCAACAAAGCGCCGGGGCGGGAGCGGCUUCGCUAUGUCCGCAAGCGUGAGGUGAUAGUCGCCAGCGGAGCAAGCCUGGUGGAGAUCGACCUGCUGCGGCGCUGGGAACCGAUGCCGUUGGAGGUGCCGCCGCCGGCCAGCGACUACCGCGUCCUGGUGUGUCGUGGUUGGGAACGUCCCGACGCGUUGCUGUACCCAUUCUGGGUAAAGCAAGCCAUACCCAAGUUUGCCCUGCCACUGUUGCCGGAGGACGAAGUCGGCCCCGAAGUUGACCUGGGCUCGAUCAUCAAUGCCAUGCACCACACGGCGCGGUACGCCCAAGUGGCGCGGUACGACGAACCUCCGCCGGAACCGGCAUUUCCGCCGGAAGCGCAGGAGUGGGUCAGCGGACGGGGUAGCGGGACUGUCGUAGUCCUCAUGAUCGUUCCAUCUUCGGCUCGAUACGGCGCGCCGGCCGGGCUUUUCUUGACACUCAAACGGCCCGGCGAGUAG
Messenger RNA from Geodia barretti, 552 nucleotides. The record is from the annotation of a GenBank genome assembly. NCBI's taxonomy places the organism in Eukaryota, Metazoa, Porifera, Demospongiae, Tetractinellida, Geodiidae.